Onychostoma macrolepis is the source of this 2826-nucleotide messenger RNA. RefSeq names its product gastrula zinc finger protein XlCGF7.1-like. The coding region runs from base 1705 to 2391 and encodes 228 amino acids. Gene Ontology annotation, biological process: regulation of transcription by RNA polymerase II. Lineage: Eukaryota; Metazoa; Chordata; Actinopteri; Cypriniformes; Cyprinidae. Gene Ontology annotation, cellular component: transcription regulator complex; PcG protein complex. Gene Ontology annotation, molecular function: DNA-binding transcription factor activity, RNA polymerase II-specific; RNA polymerase II cis-regulatory region sequence-specific DNA binding. The transcript has 3 exons. The record is from RefSeq and is a predicted model, not a curated record.
AGUGCAGGAUGCGGGAGAAUAAAAUUCUUUGCGGGACUCCCGCAAAAUAGAAAUUAUCCAAACAUAAAAUGUCUAAAACAUACAAAUUGUUAUUUAUCUGUUGCACAAAAGCAAAAAGAACAGCUAAUAUUACCAUUCAAAUUAUUAACAUGCGCAAGCUAGGCAGAGUUUCUUUUUAUUGUAACGGGAUGAACAAGACGUGAGGCGAGCGGAUUUAUAAACAUAGUCAAAACUCAGGCAGGGUUGAACACCAGCAAACAGAUAUGUUGAGGGCAAGACGCAAGAGUAUUCCUAGGGCAAAGGUGGGUCUUCGAUCGGCAAACAAUAUCCAGAGGGUUUGACAAAAUAAUCCGAUAACGUGAGCAAUAAUCCAGGCGAGGUGCAAACAUAAUCCAAAAAGGCAAGACAAAGGGAAAAUCCACAACAGAACAAUGAUCAGGAAAUGAGCAAUGAACAGGACUAGACUGACUUAGACAACUAGCAAAACUUAAGCAGGCUCCGUAAAGUAGCUAUCAGCUAUGACAGUGAUGAACGCUAAACAAUACUCGGCAGUGAGAAAGAGGAAGUCCAUGGUUUAUGUACUGUAGAGUGUGUGAUUGGCUACAGCCAUGUGCAUAAUCAGAGUGAAAUGGAUUGUGGGAACUGAAGUCCAGUGUAAGUGUAACAGUCUGUGUAGUGUGAGAGUCAAUAUGAUGGAAGGUGCGACCUCUGGUGACAAUCGGACAGAAAACCACGGACCAGAUUCGUGACAUAUAUAACACGUGUUUAAAGGGUUGCGCAAUGUAGCCAAUCACAGACUCGGCUGCUGAUUUCUGGAACGCAAUGGCUAAGGUGAUUAAGUUAGAAUCCAUUCUCAUUUUAACAUGCAAAGUAUAGACAUUGUAAAAGAUUCAUUGUGUUAUAACAGAGCUUUAUGAGAUCGCGAUGAAUGGAGAUGUCAGCUUUUAGUGAUAAUAAAGGAAGCGCUGCUCGCAUUUUGCCAUGCCUAACCAUGCACGCAGCAGCUCAUGCUUGCUUUUCUGUUAAAAAUAACAGUGGUUUGUGAAUGUUGAUGCUUAGCCUAAACAACAAAUAUUUUAUCGGGAGCGUUUAUGCUGGGAUGUUGUGAAGUUUAGGAGAUGUUACAGAACCAUUAGCAACGGAGGUGUUGGAUUAUUAGAAAAAUAAUAUUUAUUUGUUUGGCCAGUGUCGUUGUGGGGUAAUGAGACCUGCCUGGAACUACGUUUACCGUGCGUUUCCCUGAAAAUAAUUGGGGGACAAAACAUGAAUGUCACGGGCGGGAGCGGGACCAGAUAAGAUAUAUUUCUGCAGGAGCGUGCCAGAAUCUUGCCGGAGCAGGACUGAAAAAUCCGUCCCGAGCAGGACUCUACUUUAACUGAUGGUCUUUGUUCAUGCUAAUCAGUAUCUGGAUUAAGUGUGAAUGUGAUGUCUGUAGGUGUGACCUUCCCUGAUCUCUGUGAUAAUGAGUGUUAUAGUUAUGCUGAUUGGAUUAGAGUUGCUGAAAAUCUGGGUCAAUUCCUGUAACUGCUCACAUGCUUUGCAUACUUAAUCUUCUAAUGACGACCUCCUGAAAUCUGUUUAAAACUACAGUGAUUCAGUGCUUUAGUCAGUCUUGAUGAGAUUCACUCAGUCUCCUGAUCUUCACUUCUGAGUUUCCUACAGGUGUAAAGGGAUAUUGCAGAUCCACAUGACACUAUUAUAAAGAUGGCAUUUAUUAAAGAGGAGAGUGAAGACAUGAAGAUUGAAGAAACAUUCAGAGUCAAACAUGAAGAUACUGAAGAACAAGCAGACCUGACUACACUGAAAGAGGAGAGUCAAGAACUCAGUAAAGAAGAGGAUAUCUUUCAUUCUGAAAAGACACGAAAAAGUGCUCAAAAGACAGCAAAUAGAAUAUAUUUCACCUGCCAACAGUGUGGAAAGAGUUUCAACAGUAAAGGAAACCUUGAAGUCCAUGUGAGAGUUCACACUGGAGAAAUGCCUGACACCUGCAAACUGUGUGGAAAGAGUUUCAUUAGAAAAGCAAACCUUAAAUACCACAUGAGAAUUCACACUGGAGAGAAACCUUUCACCUGCCAACAAUGUGGAAGGAGUUUUACUAAAAAAGGAAACCUUAAAGACCACAUGAGAAUUCAUUCUGGAGAGAAGCCUUACACCUGCAAACUGUGUGGAAAGAGUUUCAUUCAAAAAUCAAACCUUAAAAACCACAUGAAAAUUCACACUGGAGAGAAACCUCACACAUGUUCUCAAUGUGGAAAAAGUUUUACAUAUAAACAACACCUCGAUAGCCACAUAAGAAUUCACACUGGAGAGAAACCUUUCACCUGCCAACAAUGUGGAAAGAGUUUCGCUGAAAAAGGAAACCUUACGAAACACAUGAAGAUUCACACGUGAGAGAAGCCAUUUAAAUGGUGUUAAUUUGGAUUUAUCUUUUUUGCAUUAGACCUGACAAGUGCUCAAAAGACAGCAAAUAGAAUAUCAGAGUUUUGGACGUAAAGUAGCUCUUUAACAUGUACAAUCACACCGGAGUGAUUACUGUUCAGUGUGUCAUGUGAUUAACUGCUAAAUUAAUAAAUUCAAAAAUGCUUUUGUGCUUUGGCUGGUGCUGAGCCAGAGAUGGAGGUUGUGCUCAGCACUUGUCAUAUGUGUGCUUUAAUAAAAUCAAAGGGAAGCAUUAAAAUGUACCUUAAAAAUGAUGUGCCUUAAAGUGUCAAGAUGAAUUACCAAAUUCAGAAACUGUAAGUUGUCAACAUAAAAAGUUCCUUUUGAAACAGCUAAAUUGCAAUUUUUUUGUACAGUGUGUGUAUGUGAAUAUAAUUUAUUUUUUCC